AUGGCUUUCAGUGUCUUCUGCCUCUUCGGAGCCCUGUUGGGAGCUCUGGCCGAGGUUCCCGUGACGCUUCGUGUGGGCAUGGCCAGGGAGGUCACGUCCAGUGCUGGUGUCUACGUGGCGGGCAGCUUCCAAGGCUGGGAAGCGAACGCCACCCGGUUGCUCGACCUGGAGGGCAAUGGUGUCUACCAGGUGAUGCUAAACUUGAGUGCAGGCUUCCAUGAAUUCAAGUUCAUCAACAGCAACACGUGGGAGAAUGCCGAAGAGGUGCCUUUUGGCUGCAGCGAGCAGCAAUCUGGGCACUUCAACCGCUACAUCUCGAUCCCGGAAGGUGCGAGCGGCAUGGAUUACCACACCUGCUUCAGUGCUUGCGAGCCAUGUGACGAGAUUCCUCCCUGCAAACUCUUUACAUGUCCGAGCUGGAUGCUUCAUCGGCCCGAAGCCCUGGAACUCAUUGCCUCAAGCACAGAAGAGUGCUGUGUCGACGGGUCUGCUGACCUUAUGGAUGUCGUUGUUCAGAGCGCUGGCUUCUCUGAUGGCAAUGAGGUGUCAUUUUGGCUGAAUGGGAAGCAACUUCACUCGACCAGCGCACGUGGUCUCACGAUUGUGGUACUCGCCGUAGACGGUGAAGUCGUCGGGGCGCCUAAGACUUUCGACACAAACCAGGAUUCCACCGAGGUCGAAAUCUUUCUGCAGAGUUUGGCAAGUAACACCACGGUCCUUGUUGGCGUCUCAGACGAAGCUUCCUCAGGACUGACGGACGGUGGUCGGGCUUUGAUCCAAGCGUGUGGCGGCCAGCAGAUCGGCAGCCUGCAGUUCAGGGACUCCUACGCCUUGAUCGGCGUCAAAGAUGGCUCUGCGUACGCCGAGGCUUAUGUUCCGCGAGAUCAGGGCAAGGCCGUUGCGGUUAGCGCGUUGCCGCGAGUGGAGCUGCCCAUGCAAGGGAACGAGCCCUGCAAUGCCCUGGCGCCGGUGCCUCCAACACGUGGAAAGCUGCAUUCGACUGGCAACCUAGAGAUGUACACUGACAGUGGCAAGUGCCGCUACGCCGUCUUUGAGCCCGAAAGCAUUGACGGAUGCCUGGGCGGAUCUUGGGUUGUGGUUAUGGGCACCUCGAAUGCGCAGCUGAUGGCCAACAGCUUGUUGUUCAUCCUGGCGCAAGAGGAUGCAAUUCCAUACAUCGACUUUGGAAGUUACAACUUCUUGGACUUUGUCCUGGAAGACGGUCAAGUCAGUUAUUUCAACGCUGUGAACUACUCUGUGCAGACCUGCUCGCAGAACACCACGGGGCUCAACGAUCAGGAGCAGAGAUGCAAGGAGAUCUAUGCAUCAGAACUUGCAAAGGCACCGCAUCCUACUUCCCGAAAAGUCCGUAUAACGAUGGCAAUCACGUUCUUCUGGGAGCGUGCCCGCUCCAUCAUCGACAUCGUGGAGGCAGACGUGGCAUGGAAGGAGGCGAAGGUUGGCUAUGUGGCCCAGGUUGUGGCCUGGUAUCUCGUGUGCCAGAACAUCAAGUUCUACCUUUGCCCCAGACAGGAGCUCAAGAGCGAUACGGAAGACGAAACCUUUGCAAAGUUCAAAAGCGAGAUGGAAAGCGUCUUGGACUACAUGGAGGCGACUUGUGCUCCCAGCGGCCGUGCCGGCCGAGGUUUCGGCUGCGUAGUUGCUACCAACUCUUUCACAGAGACGACGGGGCCUUUGCUGAGCGCCUUCACCCGCUUCAACCAGCAAGUCCUGGAGUCCAUGGCACCUCGUGCCACCCCCACGUUCCGCGCCCUGGAUGUCUUCGAGGUCGGUGCCUCUAUGCCACGAGAGACGAUUGCAGGACAUGGCUCCCAGGUUCUCCACCUUUGGGUUUGGACGAUGAUUUUGGGGGGCUGGUGCCCGGCCGAGUACCAAGCUGACAGUUGGAUGGUUAGCUUUCAGGGUGUUCUGUGCUGGGCUGGAAACGCUGAGCCGUCCUUGUGCCCUCGAAUCUCCUAUGGAAAUGAUUGGCACUGCAUCAACAGCAUCCCGUGUGUCAUGAAACCCGUCCAAGCCAUAGUGACCACGCCGACUCCCGACAAAAUUCUCGUGACCUUCAAGGUGGGCAUGCAAGAUCAGACUGUAUCUCCUGCCGGUGUGCAUGUUGCUGGAAGCUUUCAGGACUGGGAUCCGGCGGCAACUAAGUUGUUGGACUCAGAUCAAGACGGCGUGCAUGAGCUUACACUGGCGUUGCCCCCGGGGUUUUAUGAGUUCAAGUUCAUCAACGGAGAUUCUUGGGACGAUGUGGAAUACGUCCCAUUAGAGUGUCAGGAGGCUGGCUCUGGCCAUUCGAACAGGUUUCUUUCCGUCAGAAGCGGCUCCUUCGGCACAACAGUACACGUUUGCUUCGCAGGCUGCGCACCUUGUGCACCCAACCCACAGUCCACCACAAUGCAGCCAUCCACAGCGACAGCGACCUCCCAGAUCCAUGGCACGACCGUAACUUUAACAGCUACGGGUGUCAGCACCACCUCGACACAAAGUAUGCCAGAAUAUCACUUUGUCCCUGUCGAUGGGGGAGUUGGCCGGGCCUGCCGUGGUAGCAGUAACACAGACAAUCGAGCAGAGCACUACGCGGUGUACUCGGACGCGAACCUCUCCGAUUGCAAGGCCAGGUGCGAAUUAACCGGAGGUUGUGUCGGGGUGGAGUACAGCACAGACCGAUGUGAGGUUUGGAUCCGGAGUGGUGGAAUUCAGGCGAGCAUAAACUUGACCGGCUUUGUCUGUCUUGGGUAUGUGAUGAGGACCAUGACUACCACUACCACGUCACUCGUGCUCCUCGAAGCGUUCGAAGAAGUUGAUGGAGGGUCAGGUCGAGCUUGCAGGGGCUCCAAUGCAGGGGAUAACCUUGCCAGCUACUACACGGUCGUCACCACUACAAGCCUGAUCGCUUGUCAGGAGGAAUGCUUGGCUUUGGCCUUGGUUUGUGUUGGCCUCGAGUACAGCCUUGGGCGUUGCGAGCUUUGGACUCGUUCAGAAGGUAUCGACACCAGCAUUCCUCUUGCUGGCUUUACCUGCCUGCGUCGACGGGAGGUCCAAACUGCAACCCCACGCCGAAGGCUUGCGAAUGUUGCUUUCCUUGCCAGAACCAAUCCUUGA
Symbiodinium sp. CCMP2456 is the source of this 3120-nucleotide messenger RNA. Lineage: Eukaryota; Dinophyceae; Suessiales; Symbiodiniaceae. The record is from the annotation of a GenBank genome assembly.